Monoraphidium neglectum is the source of this 2463-nucleotide messenger RNA. RefSeq lists its product as hypothetical. Gene Ontology annotation, biological process: non-motile cilium assembly. Gene Ontology annotation, cellular component: ciliary transition zone. NCBI's taxonomy places the organism in Eukaryota, Viridiplantae, Chlorophyta, Chlorophyceae, Sphaeropleales, Selenastraceae. Bases 1 to 2463 code for a protein of 820 amino acids. The record is from RefSeq and is a predicted model, not a curated record. The transcript has 6 exons.
AUGGCGGUUGAGCUGCUGGUGGCCAGGGGCCUGGAGUACGAGGUGCUGGGCAUCGCCGCACUGCCCCUCAGACAGAUCCUUGAGGACCAUGAUUUGGGGGCCGGCCUCGGGGAGGGCCGCGCAUACCAUUACGCAGACAUCAGGGGCGCGGCAGGCCACCUCAUCGGCCGCCUGCGCUACGGCUGGCGCGCCCCGCGGCCGCUCACGAGCGCGGUGCUCGCCCACAAGAACAGCAUCCGGCAGCAGAAUGCAAGCGUGGCGGGCGGAACGGAGGCGGCGGCCGCAAAGGGCGGCGGCGGCGGCUGCAGCGUCCUGGGAGCGGCGGCGGCGGCGGCAGACGCGGACCCGGCGCGCAGCGCGCGGCUCCGGGUGUCGCUGUCCGCCUGCGAGGGCCUCGUCUUUGGCGGCGGCGGCGGCGGCGCUUCGGCCGCUGACGUCAGCGUGCGGCGGCCGUACGUGCGGUACAGCCCCCCGGGGCGCCCUGGGUGCGCGUACAACUCGGCGUGCGGCGAGGGGCCGGCCCCUGUGUUUGGGGAGGAGGCGGAGUGGGGGCUGGCGCGGGGGCCUGAGGUGGAGGUGGCGCUCGAGGGGGAGACACUCGAGGUGGCCGUCUUCGAUGACUCAGAGCAGGACGCGGCCGCGUCCAUCGUCGGCGUGGCGUCCGUGCCGCUCGCGCCGCUCGCACGCGGCGGCAAGGUCGAGGGCGCCUUUGCCCUGCGCCACCCGGCCAGCGGCGCGUUUGCGGGGCGCGUGCGGCUCGGCGUGUGCUGGGCGGAGCCAAUGGGACGUCCCCUGGGGAGCGGCGGCGGGGGCGGCUCACAGCGGAUGGGGGCAGGAACACAGCAAUGUGAGGCGGAGGCGACGGUGUGUCAGACGCUGCCCCCUCCGAAUGGUCUGCAGCAGCAGCAGCAGCAGCAGCAGCAGCAGCAGCAGCAGCAGCAGCAGCAGCAGCAGCAGCAACAGCACCAUGGAGUGGCAAGCGCACGGGAGCCUCCCCAGGUUGCAUUCGGUGAGGGGCUGCACGCCCCGGCGCUGCACGCCGCAUCACAGCCACCACCUGUGCAGCUGCAUGCCGAGCAGGUGCAGUGGCAGGAGCAGCAGCACCAGCAGCAGCAGCCGAGCACAGGCCCCGCCUUCCUGCAGACGGCCCAGUACCCUGUCAGCCUGACGCCGCCACCAGAGGUGCACGCGUCAGCAGCCGCGGCUGCAAGCGCCCCUAUCCCUCUUGCCCUGGCCGGCAGCAGCUUGAUACCGGCGCGCCUGCCGCGCACGUCUGGCGGCGCCGCAGCGGCGGCGGCUGUUGCAGCUGUUGGGAUGUGGGAGGAGCGAGCGCAGCUGCAGCUGCAGGCAUUGCAGGCAGAGCAGCAGCAGCAGCAGCAGCAGCAGCAGCAGCAGCAGCAGCAGCAGCAGCAGCAGCAGCAGCAGCAGCCCCCUGGCCACCCGUUGUUGCAGCUGCAGCCGCCGCAGUCCAUCUUUGGGUCAAAAACGCAGCCGCGGCAGGAGCCUCAGCUGGAGAAUUUGCCACCACAGCCGCAGCCGCAGCCGCCGGAGCCUUCCAAACAGGGGAAUCAACCGGGCUGCCCGACUGCUUCCGCUCCUGAGGGGCUGCAUGAGGAGGCGGAGGAGGGACCGCAGGGCUCGGAGCAGCAGCGCGGCUGGCAAGCAGAUGAGCGGGAGCAGGCAGACGAGCAGCAGCAGGAUGAUGAGGACGAGGUCGUCUUGACCCACCCCCUAGAGCUGCCAACGGCGUUCGACGGCUGCGCCGACGAAGGCACCGACGAAGCGGGCGCCACCGACGAUCCGGGGGCCGAGGGGGAAGACUGGGUCAUGGCGCGCGUCAGCCCGCAGCGGCCGGCGGCCGGCUGGCCCCUGGAGGCGCGCGCGGUUUAUUUCCGGGUGGAUGGCCUGCGGCUUUCGCCCGAGGCGCUGGGCGACCCCGGGCUGAUGCGGACGCUGGCGGUGGCGCACAGCUUCCUGGAGGACUGGACCGACGCGGCGGCCCAGUGCAGCGAGGGCGUCGCCAAGGGGGGCGGCGUCCUGUCCCUCGGCUACGCGGCCGCCUACCAGCUCCUGUCGCCGGACGGGACCCCCACCCCGGCCGGGCGCGCGCUCGCGGGGCAGCUCGCGGCGGCGGAGCGCGGUGAGGGCGAGCGCGUGGUCCUGCCGGUGCUGCUGGCGGCCAGUGAAGAGCAGGCCAUCACCGACUUUAGCCAAGUGGACUGUGUCGCGACCUGCGAGGUGGACCUCAGCACAAUCUGGGAGGCGCAGGGGCACGGCAGUGCUGACAUCAUCGGCGGCGGCGGUGACAUCAUCGCCACCCCGUUCCAGCUGGUGCCGACGCCCGAGAGGGCGGACGCCUACCCGGGCGGCAGCGCCGGCGAGGUGGUGAUGACGCUGGUGGCGGCCAAGGCGCUGCGGGCGCUCAGAAAGGCGUGCGGCGGGGCGGCCGUGGGGGGCUGGUGA